This is a messenger RNA of Mitosporidium daphniae, 921 nucleotides long. RefSeq names its product thymidylate synthase. Gene Ontology annotation, cellular component: cytosol; mitochondrion. The transcript is spliced from 3 exons. The record is from RefSeq and is a predicted model, not a curated record. Gene Ontology annotation, biological process: dTMP biosynthetic process. NCBI's taxonomy places the organism in Eukaryota, Fungi, Microsporidia. The coding region runs from base 1 to 921 and encodes 306 amino acids. Gene Ontology annotation, molecular function: thymidylate synthase activity.
AUGAAACCCGAGCCGCCUCAAGAUGGCCAAAAUGAGCCGGGCUGCAAGAACGAGGAGGGACUGCAAUAUUUAAAUUUGAUUCGAACUAUCAUCAAUAGCGGAGAUAAACGCCCAGAUCGAACUGGUACUGGGACAUUGAGUAUUUUUGGCGCCCAAAUGAGAUUUUCUCUUCGAAAUAACUCGUAUCCUCUUUUGACGACAAAAGCAGUUUUCCUCAAAGGGAUUAUUGGCGAGCUGUUGUGGUUCAUUCGUGGCCGUACUUGCAGCAAAGAGCUUUCUGAUCAAGGAAUACGCAUUUGGGACGGCCAUGGAACAAAAGCUUAUCUCGAAUCCAGAGGGCUUCCCUAUGAAGAGACCGAUCUUGGUCCAAUCUACGGGUUUCAGUGGCGCCAUUUUGGAGCCGAAUACACUAGCAAAGAAGCUAGCUAUGAUGGUCUUGGUGUUGAUCAGCUUGCAAAUCUUGUUGAGGGAAUCAAAAAGAAUCCAUAUGACCGACGGCAUUUAAUGAGCGCAUGGAAUCCAGUUGAUUUGGAUCGAAUGGCGCUUCCGCCCUGCCACGUUUUGUGCCAGUUUUAUGUUUCUUCCAAAGGUGAGCUCUCCUGUAUUUACUAUCAACGCUCGUGUGAUUUUGGACUUGGAGUUCCAUUCAAUAUUGCGUCCUAUUCGCUAUUGACAAUUAUGAUGGCGCAUGUGACAGGGUACACUCCUGGCGAUGUUGUCAGCUCCAUGGGCGAUGUCCAUGUUUACUGCGAUCAUAUUGAAGGGCUAUCUGUCCAAUUGGAGCGAUCUCCUCGCCCAUUUCCAAAGCUCAUCAUUAAGGACGGCAUUAAAAGGUCCAGACUGGAGGAUUUUGAGAUUUCCGACUUUGAGCUUAUUGGGUAUAACCCGCACCCAAAGAUUCAGCUUCACAUGUCCGUUUAA